Humulus lupulus (European hop) is the source of this 2258-nucleotide messenger RNA. RefSeq lists its product as uncharacterized. The coding region runs from base 37 to 1992 and encodes 651 amino acids. The transcript has 2 exons. The record is from RefSeq and is a predicted model, not a curated record. NCBI's taxonomy places the organism in Eukaryota, Viridiplantae, Streptophyta, Magnoliopsida, Rosales, Cannabaceae.
ACAAUACGUAGACAUUAUAUAUAAGGUAAGCUAGCUAUGGCUUUAGUUGGGUUUUGGGUCCGCAUAAAAAUCAGUGUUUUUCUCUUCUCAUCUCACUUCCGAAACGAAAAUGGCUUCCUAAUGACCCACCCGGACCCCCACCUUGCCUGGCCAUGUUCCAGGCAAUCUCUCUCCCGCCGCACCAACCGCUCCAGUUCACGCCGCCGCAGAGCCAGAACAGCUCCCUCCACUCCGCUCAUUCCCUGGAACUUCCGCACCUUCGUCUCCACUACCCUUCGCCCUCGUUCUCCGCUGCCUGAAGCUGUUGUUCGUCUCUCCGCCAGAAAACUCGCCGCCGGCCUCUGGCAUCUCCACUUUAAAGAACUCUCUUUCGGUCCAUCCACUGAUAAUUCUCUGUUCACUCCACCAACUCAUGAUCGUCGUUCUCGUCCUCUGAUUGAAUCUUCUUUGCCGUAUCCCAAUUGUGUCUCGAAGAAAAAAACAAAUGGCAGCUAUGAUAUUUGCUCAAAAGCAUCCAAUGGGGUCUACUACAUUUUCAGUCACCAGAAGACUGAUCACAAACAACAAAGUACUAGUCUGUCCAUAACUUCGGCACUGCAAGCAGAAGUAUCGCAUUGUAGAUCGCGCAUUAGAGAGCUUGAGGCUAAGAAGCUGUCCUUGAAGACGAAAGUUAAACAUCUGUUGAAUAAGCUUCAAGGUGAAAGAAUCCCUUGGCAAAGAGUAGACCAGGACAAAAAUUGUGCUGUCCUUGGGGACUUAGCGAGUGAAUUGGUGAAGGAGAGGAAAAGCCGUCAGAGGAUGGAAAUUCUCAAUGCCAAGUUGGUGAAGCAGUUAGCCGAAAUCAAGUUGUCCACGGAGCAAUUGAUAGGGGACUAUGAAGAAGAGAAAAGAAACAGAGAACUUGUGGAAGAAGUUUGUGAUAAACUUGCUCAAAGGAUAGGAGAAGACAAAGCUGAAGUUGAGAAAUUGAAGAUGGAAUAUGUUAAAGUUCGCGAAGAGCUGGAAGAAGAGAGGAAGAUGUUGCAGUUGGCAGAGGUUUGGCGAGAAGAACGAGUUCAGAUGAAGCUGGUUGAUGCAAAGAUUGCUCUUGAAGAUAAGUUUGAGAUGAUGAACACAUUGAUCUUAGAAUUCGAAAGUUUCUUGAGGUCUGCUUGUGGUUCCCUAAAUGAGAUGGAGUUAAGAGAAGCCGAAAGGAUUCUUAAAGCAGCAGUAAGAUCAUUGAGCAUUCAAGAUCAAAUGGAGGAAUUCUCAUAUGUUCCCCCCAAGUCAAAUGACAUAUACUCCAUAAUGGAGGAAUUGCAGGAAUGUUAUGCCAAGGAGGAGAAAGUUGGACCCUCCAAUAGUCUUAAUGGAUCUACAAUGGCGAGUCAUGAGAUCAAUGGAUGUGACAAGAACCUUGUUCUACUGUAUUCGAAUUGCCUCAGCGAUUACAACAGCGUUUUCGAUGAAGGUACAACCAGAGCCUGUGCCUCCGUAAGCUGCACAAAGGAUCAGUGUUCUUGUCAUUCACCAGAAAGCUCUAAUUCCUCCCUUAAAAGUGCCAACCAUACCAACAAUGAUAUUUUGAGAAACAGAAUUGAAUCUAAUGAAGAUGGAGGGAAAUUAUCUCCUACAAGUUCAGAAAUUAGUCAGGUUUCAGUAUCAACAAAGAAAUCGAAACGGAGUUCAUCAUCUGUUUCAAAGAUUUUGAGAUCAGCUCAAAUUUACAAGACUGUCUCUAGUGAUGAGGGUGACCAAAGGGUUUCGAAUGGGACAAUGUCGUGUAUGAAAACGUGUUCAUCACCAGUUAGAGGUAAGCUGAGACACCGAGCACAGUGGAUCUCGGCGAAAUUGGCGAAUCCACACAUCACUAGAGGGAUGAAAGGGUGUAUUGAAUGGCCACAACCACAAGCAAUCCAAAACAAUGUUGUGAAGGCUAAGCUUCCACUUUCAGAAGCAAGAAUCGAAAGCCAGAAAUCACAGUUGCGCCACUUUCUUAAACCAAAGAAUUAGGUGAAUUCUGUUCUCAUUUAUUUUGGUCAAGUAUGUGUAAGAAUUUAGCCAUUCAUUUCUCUCACAAUUUAUUUUUAGGGUACUAGUGUAAGCAGUGAAAGACAUAUUCAGUUGAACACAAAACCACAUACAUGUCUCUCUCUCUCUCUCUCUCUCUCUCUCUCUCUCUCUCUCUAAUAUAGUCUAUAUAUGUAUAAUAUUAUGUAAUGCUUUAUACUCCAUAGAAAGUAAUAUAUCUCAUCUGCUAUAGUAGUAGUGUUCAAUUA